Messenger RNA from Musa acuminata AAA Group (dessert banana), 1201 nucleotides. RefSeq names its product RING-H2 finger protein ATL74-like. NCBI's taxonomy places the organism in Eukaryota, Viridiplantae, Streptophyta, Magnoliopsida, Zingiberales, Musaceae. Gene Ontology annotation, molecular function: transferase activity. Bases 413 to 946 code for a protein of 177 amino acids. The record is from RefSeq and is a predicted model, not a curated record. Gene Ontology annotation, biological process: protein ubiquitination. The transcript has a single exon.
CUCUCACCCAGUAUCGGCCACCGGGACCCAAUCGGUGACCAAAGCAUGCAUCAUGCUCAUGCUACUAGUGUCAGAUUCAAAGCUUUGAGAACUGCUGGAUUCAGUGCCAUGGUGUUCCGUAGAUGUUUUCAUGUCGCUCCUUUUGUCUUCCCAUGCCUGCAACCCAGUCUACUUCCCUGCGCUCAGUGUGUGAUGGUUAUCAUCCCUUCUUCCCUCCUUAUUCCUUGUUGCUAAAGCUAAAAGGGAUGCCUUCUCCCAUGUCUCCAUCCUCCUCAGAUUCCUCGCACCAUCACUGCCCAAAAGAGUAUUCGCCGAGAGACCAGUGAGAACCUAAAGAAAGAGAGGGAUUCCUCUUUCGCCUGGCAUAAUUGGCUUCCGUUACUUCUCGCUGUUCGCCACAGAGAAGGGUCGCAUGACGGCGUCCGCGCGCAGGCUGCUGGGCGCGUUCUCCGAUACGCACGCGGCGGCCAACGGGACCAGGCCGCACACGGGCAGCGGCAAUGCGGAUUUCGACACCAACAUGGUCAUCAUCCUGGCGGCGCUGCUCUGCGCCCUCAUCUUCGCGCUGGGGCUGAACUCCAUCGUGCGGUGCGCGCUGCGGUGCGGGCGGCGGCUGGCGUUCGAGACCCCCGAGGAGGCGGCCACCAGGCUGGCGGCGACGGGGCUCGAGAAGCGGGCGCUCCGCCGCAUCCCCGUGGCGGUGUACGGCUCCGGGGCCGACAUCCCCGCCACCGACUGCCCCAUCUGCCUCACCGAGUUCGCCGACGGCGAGAAGGUCCGGGUGCUCCCGCGGUGCCACCACGGGUUCCAUGUCAGGUGCAUCGACAAGUGGCUGGCUUCCCACUCCUCCUGCCCGACCUGCCGGCAGUCGCUGCUCGACCAUGGCACGGGGGACGGCGCAUGCCGCAGCAACGGCGGCGGACAUGGCGAGCUCACACUGGCCUAGCCAGUUGAGGUCCUCAGCUCUGGGUUCUUCUCGACAAUCAAAUUGUUUCGGCAUGUAAAUUUGUAGGCUUGGCAUGGAAACAGAGGAAGAAGAUUGUCAAAAACAACUCUUCUUUUUCUUGAUUUCUUUAUGACUUUUUUUUUUUCUAUUUUAUUUUUAGAGACAAAAAUGAUUUCUGUUCUCCUAUUUAAAAUUCUAGCUUUAGAGUCUAUUUAUGAACACAGACUAAGAAAUCAACAAUUGGCUCUCAUUAUA